Cololabis saira (Pacific saury) is the source of this 1417-nucleotide messenger RNA. It is a transcript of the gene tcp11l2, whose product is annotated as t-complex 11, testis-specific-like 2. The record is from RefSeq and is a predicted model, not a curated record. Gene Ontology annotation, biological process: signal transduction. Bases 98 to 1402 code for a protein of 434 amino acids. The transcript has 9 exons. NCBI's taxonomy places the organism in Eukaryota, Metazoa, Chordata, Actinopteri, Beloniformes, Belonidae.
CAGCUGCUGUUAAAGAAGGACCUUUAAACUCGAACAAGCUCGACCAGUUUCCCUGAUUAUCCUCGUCCUCUGACACUCGAAUGAGCUCUGCUCCAAGAUGCCUCUGAACAAUGAGCGACCCACGUCCACGUCCAGCGGGGAGGACCUGAGUGGAGACGUGGAGUCGUUGUCUGAAAGCUGUGACAACAUGACGCUGGCCAGCGACCGUGACAGUUUCAACAGCGAUUGCUCCAGCAAGCACAGCUCGCCCUCCUCGAGCCCGCCCAAAGUCCUAACUUUAGACGAAGUGAUGGCGAGUGGAAAAGACCUGUUUGAUCUCAGACUUGCACAUGAGAUUACUGUUAACCCCAGUUUCCGUAUGGAGGCGAAUGUCCGAUCACAGAACAGUUUAUGGAACGCAGUGGAAGACAAUCUCCACAGGGCGUACUGGGACAUCCUGCAGACGGAGCUGAACGACGACCCACCCGAGUACCGGCACGCCAUCAAGUUACUGGAGGAGAUCAGAGAGAUCCUGCUAUCGUUCCUUAACCCCGGCACUAACCGGAUGCGGACCCAGAUCAUGGAGGUUCUGGACAUGGACCUGAUCCGUCAGCAGGCUGACAACAACGCCGUGGACAUCCCGGGCCUCGCCUCCUACAUCAUCUCCACCAUGGACAAGCUCUGCGCUCCCGUCAGAUCCCGGGACGUCGCCAAGCUGCGGGAGAGCACAGAUAACAUCGUGACGCUGUUAAAGGAGAUAUUCCGGGUUCUGAACUUGAUGAGGGUGGACUUGGUCAACUUUUCAAUCGACAGCUUAAGGGUUAUGUUGCAGAGGAGCGGCGUUGAAUAUGAGAGGGCAACAUUUCAGAAGAUCUUGGACAGCACCCCAACUGCGUUAAAGCACACCACGUCCUGGAUCCAGUCUGCGCUGGACGAGCUGCUGGCGGCUGCAGGCGGUCAGGGGAAAGGACAGCAACCCAUGGUUGGAGCGUUCCAGCUCCUAAACACCGCCUUCCUCCACUUACUCACAUGUGACUUCUCAAAGGAUCCACUGCCUGAGACCUGGGUGCUGGACGAGUCUCGCCUGCAGGAGACCCGGUUCCUGCUCCAGCGGGUCCAGACGGUGAACGGGGUUCUGCUGAUCGUGUUCCAGACCGUGGGCGGGCCCGUCCAGGACCUUCCCUCCCUGUCCGACCGCCUGAAGAGGAUGAUCAGCGUUCUGCUGGAGGGGAUGCACAGACCGGACUUUAACCUGGGAGAGUCUCUAGAGGCCGUUAGUGCUCAGACCUGCCGUGAGCUCAACAAGUCUCUAACGGAGAGGAACUUCCCUGCCCUGACCCCGGAGCUGCAGGACACGCUCACCGGACAGAUCUGCAGCAUCAACCAGGAGGACAAUCCCAUCCGCACUCUCAUUGGUAACUAAGGCACCAUGAGUUGA